Molecule: messenger RNA, 2734 nt
Organism: Scomber scombrus (Atlantic mackerel)
Lineage: Eukaryota; Metazoa; Chordata; Actinopteri; Scombriformes; Scombridae
Product: zinc finger and SCAN domain-containing protein 4-like
Exons: 2
Coding region: 14-1201 (395 amino acids)
Biological process (GO): regulation of transcription by RNA polymerase II
Cellular component (GO): PcG protein complex; transcription regulator complex
Molecular function (GO): DNA-binding transcription factor activity, RNA polymerase II-specific; RNA polymerase II cis-regulatory region sequence-specific DNA binding
Source: RefSeq, a predicted model, not a curated record
CUUUUUAAAGAAAAUGGCCAGCUGUGUGGCUUUCCAGACUAAGUUAGCCUCGAUCAUGGAGAUGUUAGCUCAAGCUGCCGUGUUGGAGAUCGGUAAACUAUGGGAGGACAGCUUCACCCUCGUCCAGGUCGAGCUACGCCGGAGAGAGAGUGAGAUUGAAGCUCUGAACAGAAAGUUGGUGUUGCUGGAAAACGAGCAGCUGACUCAGACUCAGGCUGCAAAUGUGUCCUCACCAUCUUCAUCCAGGAGAGAGCAGCAGAGCAGGAUGCUGCCCCCUACUGGUGAUGGACCCGUCAUAGAUUCAGUCCAGACGUUAUCUUCCGAGCAGAGCGUCAGAGAGAAGACGGACACCUCAGCCAAUCACAGAACAACGUCUCCACCCGCUCCAUCAGAGGAGAAACAGAACGAGCAGCUCAAGUCUGACUUCUGUGAAAGUGACAGCAGAGACGACGAAGAUCUAAUAGUGAAGCUGGAGGACGAGGACGACGUUCAGAUCGUGGAGGAGAUAAUGGACUGUGAGCAGAGCGUUACUGACGGAGCCGCUCACCAGGAGAUGGAGCUGAACCACCAGCAACCCGCCGAAGCUACAGAGGAACACGAGAGCCAGCAGUGGUCGUCUGUUUCAGUCGGGGACAGCGACACCGCAGACGACUCGGACUGCUUUUUCGAACCACAGCAGCUGUCACAAAACAUGGACUCGGAAAUCCUGUUCAUUCAAAAUGCUUUAGACAUCUUAGACAACUCAGCGGAGACGGCGUACACUGACAGGUUGAUGAGGGAGAACGGACAAGGUGCACCAAGUAAACCGAGGGCUCCUGUGACUUUCAGCCAAGCUCAACCAAGUCAACCUAUAGAAGCAAUAAACCACCCAGAGAGAGGCGUGUCCAUCAGAUUCCUCUCAGAGAAACAACUACAGACUAAAAACAUGUCCGCCUUCAACCCAGACAACAGAUUCUUCCUCUUAAACGACCAGGAGUUGCAUAAAACGAUAGCGAGUCGACACAUAAAGGAGAAGUGGUUCAUUUGUCCGUUCUGCGGCAAAAGCUUCGAUCGCGUCAGCCAUCUGGAGAUUCACCAGCGAAUUCACACGGGGGAGAAACCGUACACGUGCGAAACGUGCGGCAAGUGUUUUUCUCAGAGGAGUAACCUUCGCACUCACCAGCGGACUCACAAAGAGGUUUUAGCCCAAAAUUCAGUUUGAUUCAUGAGAACGAAUACGAGGAAUAGUUCUGUGACAUUUAUGUUUAGAUGAAUUAACAAAUUACUUUUUUUUACUUCAGUGUUACUAAAAAGUGAUAUAGCCGACUGAUAUUACUGUACACUCCUUUUUUUUUCUUUUUAUAUGAAUCCUAACUUUGACACAGAUUGGAUUUUAAUCAGUUUUUAAAUCCAGCAAUUUAAGAGAUUUAUUUUAAAACAACCUGGUGGGACGUUCAGCUCUGUGACAUAGCUGAACGUUCACUUUUAAAUGUUAUACUCAGAAUAUUUGCUAUUUAAUAUUUGGCAGGUCGAUGUGAGUCAGCGUGCAUCAGAAAAAGUUGGAGAGUUACUCAUCAAUGCAGACCAGUUACAAGUGUUCAUUUUUAUGUUCACAGUAAAAAUGGAUCAACCCAGAUCUGCAUCUAAACAGACUCAAAAACUUUAUCUUUUAAUCAAUUUUCUUUCUUCAAAAGGAAAGAUAACGGAGAAGUCCUUAUGAAAACACAACCACAGCACUUAGAGAAUGAGCCUGAGCUCACGUGUAACAGCUGUCGUUACACAAAGACUUAAAUUCUGUGUUUUUGUAAUACUGUUGGAACAAGGAGUCGUCCAAGUUUGGUCACACGUACAUUUAUCUAAUGUAAACUAUGAGAACAUUUUGCAAAUGUUUGUUUUAGACUAAGAAAGACAGGAAAUGAAAGCACUGACUCUUCUCUUCUUAGCAUUUACCGUACAGAUGUUUACAGCUCAGACAGGAUCUCCUCCUUAUCUGACAAUACUUUUUAAACAUGUCUUUACUCUUCAUCCAGAGCCACCUCCGAUCAAUCCCCACAUGCUCCACACAGCAUGCUGGGAGACCAAGAUCUUCUUGUAGGUUAUCUUAGAUCUCACUCAAGUUCUCCUUUAGCCUGGUUCAUGUCCAGUCUGAGUGGAGAAGCAACAUCUGAAACACUUUGUUGCAGAGAGUGAGAUGAGAAGAUUAAAACCACUCUUCAUGCUAAAUAUGAAUCUACAGGGAGAUGGUUAGCUUAGCUUAGCAUACAGAUUGGAAAAAAGGGGAAACAGCUAGCCUUGCUCUCUCCAAAUGCUAAAGAACCUGGCUACUUGCAUCUUUAAAGCUCAUUAGUUAACACAUUUUAAGUUUUUUUACAUUUCAGCUUUUGUAUAUCAUGAAAAAACAUGAUAUAUGCCUUUAAUUUGUGAGUUUUAGACAUGCUGGUUAGGUUUUUUUUUUUAAAUAGUUAGUGAGGCUAGCUGUUUCCCCCUGCUUUCAGUCUUUAUGCUAAGCUAACUUGUCUCCUAGCUUUACUGAAGGUUUAUAUUUAACAGAUAUAAGAGUAGCAUCCAUCUUCUCAUCUAACUCUUUGUAAUAAAUGAGCAUAUUUUUAAGUCUGAAAUAUUUCCCUAAUACGGGAAGUAGAAACACUCUUUUUUUGUCCUUUUGUAUCCACAGUCUCGAUUCUUUCAGUCACUACAGAUCUGAUGAAGAUGUGAAGUACAGAUGAGGAAGUUUUUUAACCUGAUACAACACUUU